This is a messenger RNA of Fusarium keratoplasticum, 540 nucleotides long. RefSeq lists its product as uncharacterized. The transcript has a single exon. Lineage: Eukaryota; Fungi; Ascomycota; Sordariomycetes; Hypocreales; Nectriaceae. The record is from RefSeq and is a predicted model, not a curated record. Bases 1 to 540 code for a protein of 179 amino acids.
AUGGCAUUCCUCCUUCAAUGGAUCCAAACUCUACCAGGGCUAACCAUCCUCAAGCACGACCAAGGCAUGAGGUCUGUCACUUUGCUAGGAGCGAGCUGCCGCGUCAGCUCCCCAGACAAAGGCGCACAAUACCGAGUCACAUACCCCGACGACAACGUCGGCGAAAUCGCAAUUUUCAACGAUGGGGAGGAAGAAAUUCAGCUCCAUGCUCUAUUCUACUGUCAGGAAAUCGUUCUCGACUCGGACCUGACAGUGGAAUGGACCAAGGCCUGGCUGCGCUGUGUCAAGGUUGGGAACGCCAUCAAGGACAUUGAAGCCCGUGUUGCUAUCGGCUGUGAUACCCUUCCAGCUGUGAACGCCAAGGGCCCGGAUACCGUCCCGAAUGAUAGACGAACCUGGGAGUGGAGGUUUCCACUCGAGGAGGAGGAUGACCAUGUCCGCACCUGCACUGGGGACGCGAUUGCGGUGCGCAUUGGAGUCAAGCUUGCAUCCAAGGAGGGCAUUCAUAUUCGCUCUCUCAAGCUGGGUUAUGAGCUGUAA